GUGCGAGAGCUCCGGCUAAGUGAUGGCUUGUUAUAGCAGUUGGUUUAGUUCGAUCAUAUCUGACUAAGGGUAGCUACCAUAGUCUUUAUUAUGCAAUAGAAAAGCCCUUGAAAUUCUUCCAAACUGGAGCUCUGCUUGAGAUUCUACAUUGUGCAUUUGGCAUUGUUCCCUCUUCUGUUGUCCUGACUGCUUUCCAAGUGAUGUCAAGGGUUUUCCUGACGUGGGCUGUAACACACAGUGUAAAAGAGGUACAGAAUGAAGAUAGCGUCCUCUUAUUUGUUGUUGCCUGGACGAUCACUGAAAUUAUACGUUAUUCCUUUUAUACAUUUAGCCUAUUAAAUCAUCUCCCUUACCUCAUCAAAUGGGCCAGGUACACACUGUUCAUAGUAUUGUAUCCAAUGGGAGUCUCGGGAGAACUACUCACAAUAUAUGCUGCCUUGCCCUUCGUCAGACAGGCUGGCUUGUAUUCCAUUAGUUUACCUAACAAAUACAAUUUUUCUUUUGAUUACUAUACAUUCCUGAUCCUGGUUAUGAUCUCUUAUAUUCCAAUCUUUCCUCAGUUGUAUUUCCAUAUGCUACAUCAGAGGAGAAAGAUACUUUCCCAUAAUGAAGAACACAAGAAAUCUGAGUAAUUCCAGCUCUUUCAGAACUUUUCAAACACCAAAAUGCUGCAGACUUUCAGUAACCCAGCACAUUUAUACAAAGUUAACCAGGAGUUUAAAAACAAUAGAGUAACUAAUGUGAUUAUUUUUUUUAAAUGUCACCAUAUAAAACGCUAGAAUAUAAUUUUCAGCAUGCACUGCUAUGGAGAAAUUCAUGUGACUUUGACUCUUUAGAUUUUACCUAUAUUUGCUAAUGAGAUUUUCAUUUAUCACUCGAUACCUGAAAGUUACAGAGUGAGUGAUAAAGUUGUACCCACUAAUACAGUGCUUGAAUUGGGAUUAUAUUAUUAUUAUUAUUAUUAUUAUUAUUGCAAUUGCUUUUGUAAAAGCGCUUGACUGCAUGCCAGAAAUUGUAUGUAUUUCUGUAGGGGCAAACUAUAUUCUCUGGAAAGCUCUGAUUUUGUCUGGGACAACAGUAACCAGGCAGAUUGCUUAAAUCUAGCAAGAGAAUUUCUGAACUUGAAAGGCAAGUGGGAGGGAGAGCAGGGAAGCAAUUCUUGAAACCUAAGAGGAAUGUGAUUCUCUAGAAAUUUAAACUGUAAGGUGUCCUACCAGCAUAUGUUAUCUAAAUAUUGUUGAAUACCUCAAGCUCUUUUGUUCUAGUCUAGUAUAUUCCCUACAGAGGCUGUAAUUCUGGUCUGAAAUAUUAAAACUGCCUUUUGUACAGCAGCCUCAGAUCAUUUUUUUUAAAUAUAUAGGGGAGAAAGUGUAACUUUAAUUUUUCUGAAAUAAUUGGGUGAAACAAUAUCAUGACUUGUGGAUCUGUUCAAAGUAAUACUAGGACAUGUCACUUGGUAACUGUGUUUUCCUCCCUUUAUACCUUUAGUUACCCCAUAAGUUCUUACUGUUGUCCAUAGCUCAUUAACAGCUUCUUUUUGUUUAUGCACUUGUAAACAAAGAAAGAGUUGAAAUAAAUUUCUGACUUUCAACUUUAAUAAUAAAUGUACACAAUCAUAGUCUAAGUAAGUUCUAUACAGACCCUUUCCAAAUUGUGUUUGGCUGCUUGAACUUAAAAUGCAUAGUCAACAAUGUCAAUGAUACUGUUAAAGCUAAUUUUAAUGGUGCUAUUAAACCAAUAUUUAUUUAUUUUUAAAAAAUGUGUUAAUUCACGGAGUAUUUUCAUGAACAGAUUUAUAGUUACAGUUAUUUUAGGUUUUUCUAAAAGAAAAAAAAUCUAAAUCUUUUCAUUACCUUUUAUUUUUGUUGGCAACACUGCUUCUUGUUCCUUUGAAAAAAGUACACCUGAAUUUUUAUCAGUGCUCAAAAUGGUUAAGAGCUUUUAAUAUGGAAAUAGCCAAAUUUAUAAUGCAGCAUAAAUGAUACCACGGCAACCCGAGGGAGGGGCUGAAAUGUAGAGAUAAUCGUAGUGGUUGGUUUUGAUUUACUGUGCAACAUACUGUAAACUUACUACUUUAUUGAACAAUAAAUCUCUCCUUCAAAUUGGCUAUCCAUGUUAAUAAUAGCCACUGUUUUCAAAGGGAGGCACCUAAAUCUAUCCAUUGAUAGACACAUAAAUCAAAAUGGCCUGACUUUCACAAAUUCUGAAUGCUCACAGUUCCCACUAAAAUCAGUGGGAAUUCUUGAUGCUCAAUUCCUUUGAAAAUCAAGCCACUUGAUUAAGUGCCUAAAUAUGGAGUUAGGAGUCUAACUUUAGGCUCCCAUGUCUAAGCAUUUUGGCCUGUGUGAAUGAUAUAUGAAAUGGGUUAUAUUAACUAUAUUGGUGGGAAGUUAAUAUAAUUUUAAUUAGAUGGCUUUGAAUUUUCUAAGAAGCAGAGUGAUUGCCACAAAUUUUUGAGACUGAGGAAGAAGGCUCUGUAAAAUUACCUAUUUAAAUAGAUGAGUUUUUAUAUUUCGGAGUUUUAUUACUUAUUUCUGUACCAGUAACACAAUACCAUAUAUAAAGGUAAUUGACCAUAUAUAUAAAUCAUCUCCUAUGUUUAAAAAAAUUGAGCAAACGCUCCCAAACGUGAAAAAUAAAUGUUUGGUUAUAAAAAAUCUUCUUGUCAAACAAAAACCUAUUAAAGGAUUCACUGCUCUACAUUUUCAGCAUGUAAAAUGCAUUUAGUACAAAUAAGAAUCUAGCUCCUGUUUAAGUUGGUAAAAGUUCAUCCUGAAUAAGGACUGCAGAAUUAGGUUCCAAGAUACUUUUUAAUAACUGGUUUCUUUGUUAAUUUUCUUUUUUUGAUGACCAUACUGUGAAGAGUGUAUCUGUCACUGAAAUAUAAUUCAGCUUAUGUAAACCCAAGAGUGGAGAGUUUUAUGGGUACUUUAUUUGGUACAAUCAAGAGAAUUCUUUUUCAUAAACUGUUUACUUGACCCACAUAUUUUCUCCUUUUCACUGGUAUCACCAAACUGCUACAGAGAUAUGUGCUUCUGUUUUUUGUGGUUUUCAUUAUGUGAAUAGCAGUUUAUAGUCAGGUGUCAUCCUAUGCUGCUUUAUCCAAGUUUGUAAUUACAUGGAAGAAACACUAUGUCCUUCCUAGUAGACAAGAUACAUCUGGAGUUGUAGAAAUGUUCAUAGUGUAAUUUGCUGUAAAAUGCAGAUUAAAGGUACAGAUAGGUUAUAAUUUUUCACAGUAUAACCUUUCUAUCAAAAAUUUUCUAUUUACCAGUGAAAAGAUUGGUCAAUACAAAUGCCAAUCUGCAAAGUCAUUUUAAAAUAAUCUUUCGAGAUACAAAUAUUCAUGAUGAAUAUAUAUAUCAAAUCAGGUAUAUGUGGAUACAUAUUCCUAUAGUGAAAUUUGGAUGAAAACUUCAUUAUAAUAGUCAUUUUGUAUUUUUUGUAUGUUGUGAAGAAUAAAAUUGUAAUUUUAUAAGUCUUUAAUUGGGUAAGAUAAUUAUAAGUUAAAUGUAUUUUUUGUAUAUAUAGGAACCAGAUAUUACAUAGAGCUCUCAAAGAUUAAACUUAAGAAUUUUUAUGCAUGUUUGGAAGAUAUUUCUACCAGAUGUAGUGAAACAGUUUCUUCACGAAAUAUUAGUUUGUGUUGUUUCAUUGUGUAAUAAAUGGAUUCUGUGCUCUCUACCUGGAUUUGAACUACUGACCAGUUAUACUAACUGCUGAAAUCCAAAUAAUAAAAUUCUGGAUGAAAUAUGGA
Messenger RNA from Pelodiscus sinensis (Chinese soft-shelled turtle), 3757 nucleotides. RefSeq names its product 3-hydroxyacyl-CoA dehydratase 2 (gene HACD2). NCBI's taxonomy places the organism in Eukaryota, Metazoa, Chordata, Testudines, Trionychidae. Gene Ontology annotation, molecular function: 3-hydroxyacyl-CoA dehydratase activity. The record is from RefSeq and is a predicted model, not a curated record. Gene Ontology annotation, biological process: fatty acid elongation; sphingolipid biosynthetic process; very long-chain fatty acid biosynthetic process. Gene Ontology annotation, cellular component: endoplasmic reticulum membrane.